CUCCUCCUCACUGUGGAGCACUGCCCUUGCCUGGGAUUCCAGCAGCAAUGGCAGCCCAGGAUCAUGGCCUCGGCUCCUGCUUUAGCCAGCCAAGGAUCAGCUAUGCGACUGAAAACCAAGAUCAGGCAAAUUCCCAACUGAGAAUUGUCUUACUGGGUAAAACUGGAGCAGGAAAAAGUGCAACCGGGAACAGCAUCCUUGGAGAGAAAGCCUUUUACUCUGGCAUUGCAGCAAAAUCUAUUACCAAGGUCUGUGAGCAGAGGAGAAGCACAUGGGGCAGGAGAGAGCUUGUUGUCGUCGAUACACCUGGUGUAUUUGACACUGAGGUACGAGAUGCUGACACACGCAAGGAGAUCGCUCGUUGUGUCGCCCUGACCUCCCCAGGGCCUCAUGCUCUGCUCCUUGUGGUCCCACUAGGCCGUUACACUGUAGAGGACCAUAAGGCCACAGAGAAGAUCCUGAAAAUAUUUGGAGACAGAGCUAGAAGAUUCAUGAUUGUCUUAUUCACCAGGAAAGACGACUUGGAUGGCACUGAUUUCCACGAGUACUUACAGGAGGCUCCAAAAGUCAUUCGGGAGUUGUUGGCCACGUUUGGUGAUCGUUACUGUGUCUUCAACAACAAGGCAACAGGAGCCGAGCAGGAGGCCCAGAGGACACAGCUGCUGACCCUGGCCCAGGACGUGGUGAGGGGGAACGGUGGAGGCUGUUAUACCAACAAGAUGUAUGAGAUGGCGGAGGAAGUGAUUCAGAAAGAAACCCGUGAUUUGCAAGAACGUUACAGAGCAGAGAUGGAGAGAGAGAAGGCACGGAUAAGAAAGGAAUAUGAGGAGGAAAUUAAAAACCUGAAGGAUCAGCUGGAGAGGGAAAAGAGAAAGUCACUUAUGGAAAGGGAAUUCUCACGAAGUGAAGCUGUUUAUGCAGAGAAACAGCAGAGUGCCAGGAGGUAUGCUCAGAAUCAAAAUAAGAUACUUGAGUUAAUCUUAAAAGCAUGGGAUUUUGUUUCUCUUCUCUUUGACCAGUUUAUGCAAGAUUAGACCUAGUGAAGGACUUAUCUAUACACUCUGAAUUUUUCUGAUAACCCUGCCUACUCCUCAAAGUAUAAUGCUUUGCUUAACAUCUUUUAGGACUACAGAUUGUAGUGAAAUUCACAUUGGCAACUGGUCGAUGUUUGAUAGAUUUGUCCAGAGACUGACAAAUUCACACUUUGUGAAAUCCAACAGGAAGUGUUAACACUUCUACAACUGUUUUCUUCCUUGGAGACACAGAGAAGGUCACUCGGGAGACCCCAGAAGCUGGCUCUAAGAUGGAUCUGGUAGUUCUCCCCUAGUCAGCUGGCAGAUAGACCGCCCACAGUUUCUACUCACUUAUAGUUGCUUUGAGAAUAAGAGUCACCUGUGUUUUAUUAGAAAGCUCAGUUCUUUCCAUGAGGUAAUCUUUAGAUAGAAGUAGAUGACUGUUCAAUUCUCAAUGAACGUCAGUUUGCUUAAUUACAUUUUCACAGGACUUAAGUUUUCCUGUCUGAAAAGCAAAUCUUAUAACUCAACUAAGGAUGUGAGAGAAACUCAACAAUCUCAACAGGCAACGCAAACAUUUUUGGUGCAUACAGGUGUGUCCAACCCUAUAACCAGUUUGGUUAACAGUCAGUUCUUUCCUUUCUUAAGACAUGACCUGAUUGCUCUACUCUACCCCAGUCACCCUACACUCUCCACACUUCCUGCCUCUGCCCCCACUCCAU
Molecule: messenger RNA, 1735 nt
Organism: Nannospalax galili (Upper Galilee mountains blind mole rat)
Lineage: Eukaryota; Metazoa; Chordata; Mammalia; Rodentia; Spalacidae
Product: GTPase IMAP family member 4-like
Exons: 3
Coding region: 48-1034 (328 amino acids)
Molecular function (GO): GTP binding
Source: RefSeq, a predicted model, not a curated record